CAGCAUUAAUCAAACAUUUAAACCAGCUCCAGCCUGCAGGAGAGCGCAACCAGUAAAGUUAACGAGUUCAACAAUGCCUCUAAUAGUCACGCUGCUUUUGUUCUCACUGGUUUCUCAGUGUUGGACUGCUCCACAGAGGAGAAACUGGACUCCUCAGGCGAUCUUAUACCUAAAAGGAGCACAGGGACACCGCUCAUUUUUGGAGCGCACCAGAAGAGAGGAGGAAGGCGCUUUUCAAUCAGGGACUCACAACCAGAGCAGCAAUGGCCCGGGAUCGUCUUUGGUUUUAUCCAUUCUUCUGGAACUCCUGCAGCGAGCUGUAGUAGAAGAUGCAGGCAAUCCGAAUCAUUACCUGAACAAUCAGGAGGUGAAUAUAACCUACUUGUGAAGAUUCAUCAGAGACCACUUCUAAAUUUUUCUGUUUCUUAAAU
This is a messenger RNA of Archocentrus centrarchus (flier cichlid), 431 nucleotides long. RefSeq names its product spexin-like. The coding region runs from base 74 to 388 and encodes 104 amino acids. The record is from RefSeq and is a predicted model, not a curated record. Gene Ontology annotation, molecular function: neuropeptide hormone activity. The transcript has 6 exons. Lineage: Eukaryota; Metazoa; Chordata; Actinopteri; Cichliformes; Cichlidae.